Messenger RNA from Aureobasidium uvarum, 2667 nucleotides. Lineage: Eukaryota; Fungi; Ascomycota; Dothideomycetes; Dothideales; Saccotheciaceae. The record is from the annotation of a GenBank genome assembly.
AUGAGCUACGACAAAAAGAACGAGGACGAGGCCGGCCUGCUCAAGGUCGACCGCACCUCGGUCUUCCAAGAGGGUGAGUCUAUCUCCCUGCUGCUCUUCACCGGCGAAAAGUUCCCCCAGAACGAAGCCACCUCUCUCUUCUUUGGCAUUUCCAAGCUGUUCCAAAACAAAGAUGCCUCACUCCGCCAGAUGGUCUACCUGGUCAUCAAGGAGCUUGCCAACACCGCCCAGGAUGUCAUCAUGGUCACCAGCUCCAUCAUGAAGGACACUGCUGUCGGCAGCGACGUCGUAUACCGCGCCAACGCCAUCCGUGCCCUCUGUCGCAUCAUCGACGCUUCCACCGUGCAGGCCAUUGAGCGCAACAUCAAGACGGCCAUCGUCGACAAGACCCCCUCCGUCUCCUCGGCCGCUCUUGUAUCCUCGUACCACCUACUACCCAUCGCCCGCGACAUCGUCCGCCGCUGGCAGAGUGAGACCCAGGAGGCUGCUUCGAGCACAAAGUCCUCGGGCGGCUUCUCUCUUGGCUUUGGCACUUCGGCCUCGCACAGUCUGGCUGCUUCAAACACAAACUUCAUGACUCAAUACCAUGCUAUUGGUCUGCUCUACCAGAUGCGAUCCCACGACCGCAUGGCUCUGGUCAAGAUGGUCCAACAGUACAGUGCCCCUGGAGUCGUCAAGAGCCCUGCAGCCCGUCUCAUGCUGGUCCGUCUGGCCGCAAAGCUGAUUGAGGAGGAUCCUGGCCUUCGCGCCCCUAUGAUGAAGCUACUCGACGGCUGGUUGCGCGACAAGAGCGAGCUGGUUAACAUUGAGGCCGCCAAGGCCAUCUGCGAGGUUGGCGAUUUGACCGACAACGAGGUUAUGCAAGCUGUCCACGUCCUUCAACUCUUCUUGACCUCGCCCCGAUCUGUCACCAAGUUUGCUGCUAUCCGCAUCCUCCACAACUUUGCCUCGUUCAAGCCCGAGGCCGUCCGCCAAUGCAACCCGGACAUUGAGGCUCUCAUCACAAACUCUAACAGAUCUGUUGCCACAUUCGCCAUCACCACUCUCCUCAAGACCGGAAACGAGUCAAGCGUCGACCGUCUGAUGAAGCAGAUCUCUGGCUUUAUGGCUGAGAUCACCGACGAGUUCAAGAUUACUGUUGUUGAGGCCGUUCGCACACUUGCCCUCAAGUUCCCCAGCAAGCAGGCCGGUAUGCUUGCUUUCCUUAGUACUUCGAUCCGCGACGAGGGAAGCUACGAGUUUAAGAGCAGUGUUGUCGAGGCCAUCUUUGACCUUAUCAAGUUUGUCCCAGAAAGCAAGGAAGAUGCUCUUUCGCAUCUGUGCGAGUUCAUCGAGGAUUGCGAGUUCACCAAGCUGGCUGUCCGCAUCCUUCACCUACUGGGAAUGGAAGGACCCAGAACUGCCAACCCCACCAAGUACAUCCGUUACAUCUACAACCGUGUUGUACUUGAGAAUGCCAUUGUGCGUGCCGCUGCUGUCACUGCUCUGGCCAAGUUCGGUGUUGGUCAGCAAGACCCAGACGUCAAGCGCAGUGUCAACGUUCUUCUGACCCGCUGCCUCGACGAUACCGAUGAUGAGGUCAGAGACCGUGCAGCUCUCAACUUGCGCUUGAUGAAGGAGGAUGACGACAUGGCUAGCAAGUUCGUCAGAAACGACUCAUCGGCUGCCUUCUCUCAGCCUUUCGACCUCAGUUCCGUCCCUGUCGUUACCCGUGAACAGUCACUCGCCGAGGACCGCACAAAGAAACUCACAACCGCGACUCCCACCCUCAAGGCACCUUCAGCCGGACCUAAACCUGCGGCUGCUCGUGGUUCAGCGGAAGCUAUCGCCUCGGCAAGCGCAGCUGCUCAGAAGUAUGCUCAACAACUGCAAGCCAUUCCCGAACUUGCUUCGUAUGGAGGCGUUCUGAAGAGCAGUGCUAUCGUCGAGCUGACCGAGAGCGAAACCGAGUAUGUUGUUACUGCCGUCAAGCACUUGUUCAAGGAACAUGUUGUCAUUCAGUACGACAUCAAGAACACGUUGCCCGACACAGUUCUCGCCGAUGUAACAGUAGUCUGCACACCGGCAGCCGUCGACGAGUCAGAAGAGAUCGGUCUGGAGGAAGAGUUCACCAUUCCUGCUCCCAUGCUCAAGACAGAUGAGCCCGGUACUGUUUACGUCUCCUUCAAGCGCCCCGAAGGUCAAGAGUUCUCGGCAGCAAACUUCACCAACGUGCUCAAAUUCACAAGCAAGGAGAUUGACCCGUCGACCAACGAGCCCGAAGAGCACGGCUAUGAAGACGAAUACGAGAUCUUUGACUUGGAUCUUGUCGGCUCCGAUUACAUUGUUCCCGCCUUCGCUGGCAACUUUGACAGCAUUUUCAACAGCAUCCCCUCUGACGACGAACACGAAGCCGAGGAAACCCUCCAGCUUUCCAACGCCAAGACUUUGGCCGAAGCAACCGAGUUGCUCGUCAAGAGUCUGGGCAUGCAACCCCUUGAAGGCAGCGAAGUGACACUUUCUGCAAGCACACACAGUCUGAAGCUUUACGGCAAGAGUGUGACGGGCGGUAAAGUGGCAUCGCUGGUCAGAAUGGCAUUCAGUGCCAAGAGCGGCGUUACCAUCAACAUCAAGGUGCGAAGUGAAGAGGACAUGUUGGCAGCUCUGGUCAUUGGAGGAGUUGCAUGA